AUGAGCGAGCCAAAAGACCCGAGCGCUCCUCCUGGCGAGACCAACGUGCCCGCAUCGAACGCGCCGGCUGUGGAGACGAGUCAACCUUCCGCACAACACGAGCAACCGGCAGGCGAAACAAAUCAGCCCCCAGCGGAGUCAAGCAAUGGACCGACGCAGACAAAUGAGAGCCAAGCGCAGACAAGUCAGCCACCGAGCGCAGAGAGGCCCUCAGAAGGAACCCAAGAGUUUGCGCCAGCCCCCGGUGCGACUUUGCCGGCAAUAGACCCGUCUAUUCCGGCAAUGGAUACAUCCCAGUCCCUGAUGGAAUCAACCCUGUCGUCUUUUGAUUCAGCGCUCCCUUCGGUGGGCUCGUCUGCUGCCCCAGACCUGUCGCUUCCUGCAAUUGAUACGACUUUGCCCGACAUGGACUCCUCGCUACCGGCCAUCGGGACUGAUAUCCCGACUAUGGACGAGUCGCAUUCAUUUGGCGACGAGGGCCAGAUCGGUCACUCCGAUUUUCAUACCGGAUCCGCAGACCCUGCAGGCCCUGGGCAGCCAGGGCCGGUGAAUGGAUCGGCCCAAUAUCAGCCGUCCAAUGGCACGUAUAACUAUGCGCAAAGCCAUGCUCCCGCGCAGCAAGCACCUUCUCAGCAUCAGUUUCAGGCGCAGCCCCAGCAGCAUUACCAGCAGCCGCAGCAGAAUCUGGACAUGUACCACAACCCCGCUGGCUUCUCGGACAACAAUGUUCAGGGACAGCCAGGACAAGUGCCCCAGGCACCCAUUGGGUCACCACUGCCCUCAAGCAUGCCUCCAAUGGCGUCUAUGGGCCAGUAUAUGACCGGGUAUCCCUCCAACGUUCAGCCGGGAAUGAGUCCGAAUGCGCAGAUGCGGUACCAGUUGCCUGGGGAUCCGAGCAAGAUGAUGUCGAGCAGACACAAAAAAGAAGUCAAGCGACGAACAAAAACUGGAUGCUUGACGUGUCGUAAGCGAAGAAUCAAGUGCGACGAAGGGCAUCCGGUCUGCAGAAAUUGUGUCAAGAGCAAACGUGAAUGUUUAGGCUACGAUCCUGUGUUCCGCCCUCAGGCAUCCGCCCCAUCAGCCAUCCAACCUGCUCCUAAUCCUCCUCCGUCGCUUGUCGUUAAUCCCCAAGGCCCUCCUCCUCCUCCUUCGACACCCUCGUAUCCCUCUGCACCCCCUGGGUACAUGCCCGCGACGUCUCAACCAUUUGCGCCCUCACUUCAUUCCGAAUCGCCUAGCACCUCCACUGAUCAGCACGAACACGGAGCUACUGUUGAUCCUUCUUUGGGAGCUCAAAAUUCCCCUACCGUCGCGAAUAUGCAGAACACAGGCGGCGCACGACCGCAGGGCACUGAGCCUACCUACAAAGCAAAAAACCUUCAUAUGAACGACCUUGUCGCUUUGAGGGGUAUCGCACCACCCCCACAUCAUCAUGUCGGAACCCUCCCGCCUGGUCGCCUGGAGGAAAUCCAAGCCGUCUUCCUGGCCACAUAUGCUCCCGCAAUGGACAAAUUCUUGGAGGUGCGAUGGUACUCAGAGAAAGCUCUAUCUGUUCUCAUGGCAGACUCGCAACUUAUGGCGGACUAUUCGGCAUUGAUUGAUGCGUUCAACGAAUGGAAUCUCCAGGAUGGCGAAACCGUUGCACGCCUGGAGAGCUUCGAAGCGUCGCUCAUCUGGAGGAGCAUGAUCCUCUGUCGCAAGGUCCCGAAUGCAGAGAAUGGACAGCAUGGAGAAGACUGGAAUUUACUCGCCACUUGGACUCGCCUGAACGUGAUCGAAGCCCUGCUCACCUGGAACUACCUGGACGAGAACCCGCUAUCGCAAGCGGUGCGCAUGGAUGCAGCCAACCCUCCGAACCCUCCAGAUCAAUUCAUGUCCCGGCAGCUGGAUUUCUGGGACUCGCUCGGCGAGUUUCUCACGUUGCAUGAUAACGAGGCCAGCUCGGCCAAGCAGAUUGACGACGCACUCUCCCGCUGCCGCCAACUGCUGGAUACUUACGAAAACCGCGACAUCAUCUACUCCAUUGCCAUCGCGCGCCACCUGGGCCAGCGCUGGGCUGACUUCCCCAACAACUUACCCAAGGUCGGAUCGACCAACGAGAAGGAGGCCGGCACCAAACUGUUCGUCGCACAGAAGUUCCUUGAAGAAGAAGCCGAGGGUAAGGGUACCACGCAGAUCUACAAGCGUGUCUGCUGCAUGGCCGUUCGCUCAUGGUGGAUCGCCCGCGAGUAA
Messenger RNA from Penicillium alfredii, 2232 nucleotides. Its product is annotated as putative C6 finger domain protein. Gene Ontology annotation, biological process: regulation of DNA-templated transcription. Lineage: Eukaryota; Fungi; Ascomycota; Eurotiomycetes; Eurotiales; Aspergillaceae. The record is from RefSeq and is a predicted model, not a curated record. Bases 1 to 2232 code for a protein of 743 amino acids. The transcript has 3 exons. Gene Ontology annotation, molecular function: zinc ion binding; DNA-binding transcription factor activity, RNA polymerase II-specific.